Necator americanus (New World hookworm) is the source of this 576-nucleotide messenger RNA. RefSeq lists its product as uncharacterized. The coding region runs from base 1 to 576 and encodes 191 amino acids. The transcript has 5 exons. NCBI's taxonomy places the organism in Eukaryota, Metazoa, Nematoda, Chromadorea, Rhabditida, Ancylostomatidae. The record is from RefSeq and is a predicted model, not a curated record.
AUGAGAGCAGAGAUAUCGAACGACUUGAUACAAACUGAGGCGAAUGUGCAACAUGGAGCAAAAUCGCCUCUUGAGAGUACAAUGUCCGAGCAACAAACGGGCUAUGUAAAUCGUCCAGAAGGCGAAAUGGAUAUGAUGAUCGGUUUCUUCCUUAUGAACGGGAUAUGUGUAGCAUUUUUCUUGCUAUUCGGGCUGUGUGUCAUUUUCUCGUGCCUACGGCAACGACCAAAAAUCUUCCGCAAACAGCAACGUGUGAGCAAACAAACAACACCUCCACCACCUGCUCCGAAGUUUAAAAGAAUUGUUUCACGAGCGAUCAGAACUGGUGCGAUUGAAACAGUGAAGACAGAGUUGGAAGGUGGUGAAACAUCUCAGGAAAAGAAGCCGGCAGGAGUGCAGGCGGACGAAACUCAAAUUCAAGUACAUGUCAUUCCGCCUCAAGGUGAAAGUAGCAAACAGCGAAAGGCUAGCUCUACCAUAGAAGUCGAGAGCGAAGCUGAAGUUUAUCAAAAAAAUUCGAUCGUUCGUCAGAAUCUGCUAGGCCCUCUUAGCUUCGAUGACUUGUACUACACCUAA